Messenger RNA from Penicillium brevicompactum, 2220 nucleotides. RefSeq lists its product as uncharacterized. Gene Ontology annotation, molecular function: glycosyltransferase activity. Bases 1 to 2220 code for a protein of 739 amino acids. Gene Ontology annotation, cellular component: cytoplasm. The transcript has 5 exons. The record is from RefSeq and is a predicted model, not a curated record. NCBI's taxonomy places the organism in Eukaryota, Fungi, Ascomycota, Eurotiomycetes, Eurotiales, Aspergillaceae.
AUGAUGGAUUCCAAUGGGGAUGCAGUCUACUGCACGGUGGGUGACCCCCCCUCUUUUCGCCACGAUGAAGCGCUGACAAGGCAGCUGCUAUUGAGUGAUCAUUAUCUGCCAGGUGCGAUGGUCCUUGCCCAUUCCCUGCGCGACAAUGGAUCGAAAGCAAAGCUCGUGGCCCUGUUUACACCCGACAGAUUACAAUCGGCGACCGUUGAUGAGCUAAGGACGGUCUAUGACGAGCUUAUCCCAGUGACCUCAAUGGUCAACGACACACCAGCCAACCUCUGGCUGAUGGACCGCCCUGACCUCAUCGCCACAUUCACAAAAAUUGAACUCUGGCGUCUCACGCAAUACAGACGGGUAGUGUAUAUUGAUUGUGAUGUGGUGGCUCUGCGAGCCCCGGACGAGCUAUUAUCGUUGGAGGCGGACUUUGCAGCCGCGCCCGAUGUUGGCUGGCCGGAUUGCUUUAAUAGUGGACUGAUGGUCCUCCGACCCAAUCUGCAGGACUAUUAUGCGCUCCGGGCUCUCGCGCACCGAGGCAUUAGCUUUGAUGGCGCCGACCAGGGAUUGCUGAAUAUGCAUUUCCGGGACUGGCAUAGGCUAAGCUUCACGUAUAAUUGCACGCCCAGUGCCAAUUACCAGUACAUUCCUGCGUACAAACACUUUCAAAGUACCAUCAGUCUUAUCCACUUCAUUGGUUCUCAGAAGCCUUGGAAUAUGCCGAGGCAGAUUGUUCCCUUGGAUUCCCCGUACAACCAGCUGUUGGGCCGGUGGUGGGCCAUCUAUGACAAGCACUAUCGUUUACCAUAUGUGUCGCCGAGCGGACCGCAGCAAGGAUCUUAUGACGCCGCGGAGGCUCACCACGAACCGCCCGCAGCAUCUGGGGCAUGGCCACAACCAUACCAUGUUUCCCCACAGAGCGAAGACGACCAACCUGCUAGUUCACACCAUGAAGAUCCGCAGCAGGAGGCGUCUUUGUUCGAGCACACCCAUGCGCAGACAGUAUACCAGCCGGAACAUUCUCAGGCAACUCAGCACACAGAACAUCAUACGCCGGCACCCAUACCCAUCUUGAGUAUGGUCCCCCAAUAUGUUCGCGGAGAGGAGAACGUUUCGACCUUUGUUCCGCCAGCGCCUCAUGCUGCGCCAAUCGCUUUUGCACCACCGUUGAGCCAUGAAACCUACGAAGCCCCGCAUACACACCAUCACUCCUCUAGCGAGGGUGGCCAUGACCAAGCACAACAUCACCAAAGUCAUAGUGACUACAUUCAUCAGCCACAGCCAGUGACUCCAAUUCCACCAAUCGCCGAAUCAAUCCUACCGCCUCGGUCUCCAUCGCCUGAAGUUCCGAUAUUUGAGGCACCUCAAUCCGAAUGGAAUCCUGCAAGGGAACCACCACCGGCCAACACAAGACCCGAAGGACUGAGUCUUCAGGAAAAGACCUACUUCAUGUCGGAAGAUACCCAACUAUUCCAGCCUCCAUCCUCCUACCCAGAGGCACCGAAAAACAUGUACUACCAAGUUCCCACCACAAGACCAGAGCCUGAAAGCCAUUCAACGGUAUUCCCCUGGGAACACCAUGCCCCCAAGCCCACUCGUGUCUUUGCCGAAGAGCCCAUUUGUAAUAAACCUUUCCAACCGCCCACUCACGAGGGAUCUAAGGAGCUCCCCCAAGAGACUUCCCAUGGACAAGACAUCCAGGAACCCUCCCAUCAACCCGAACAACCAUUCACCGAGCCACAAAGUCUUUUCCACAAUCAGCCUCCCACACCAGGACCACUGUACACCCGUGUUCCCUACGAGCCCAGCACUUCAUACAACACCUACGACCGCUCGAACGCCUGGGACGAAGACCCAGAGAUCCAGCGCUUCAUCGAACGACAGCAAGCGCGACGCAAGCCCGCCGUCUCUCCGGGCUCCGCGCACUCCAGCCCAAGCGACAAGUCAUCCUCGAAGGUCACAGACUUCCCGACUGAGAUCGAGCGCCCCAGUCUACCUGUUACUCCGGCGCCGAUCCAUCGCACCCUCGGCGCGGACAGUACCUCCCUGCCAUCGGCGGAGGGAGUCCCUGACCAGGAAGACUGGGUGGGUGUCACGGUUGAUGCGUUUUCCUCUCUGCUUAGCGCAACGUACUUAUUGUGGCGAUCUACAGAAUCCACUGGCGAGGCUCGAGGAGCUAAGACGGAUGCAAGAGGAGGCUUUCCGGGAUCCGGAACUGCUUUUUAA